Messenger RNA from Striga asiatica, 1119 nucleotides. The record is from the annotation of a GenBank genome assembly. NCBI's taxonomy places the organism in Eukaryota, Viridiplantae, Streptophyta, Magnoliopsida, Lamiales, Orobanchaceae.
CACUAUUUUUUAGCUCAACAGCUAUUUUUUUUAGCUCUUGUACAAAGCUCUGGCUCUCUCCUUUGCUCAUCAGCUCUUGUACAAGCACAAAAUAGUUUCCUUCCAUUUUUCAAUUCCAUUAUUUUUCUUUAUUAUUUUCCAGCUUUUGAUACCACAUUUCCAUUUAUUUUCAUCCCUAAGUUACUCUCUCUUUGUUGAGAGGAGAUUUUGUUCUGUUGUUCAAAGGUCUUCACUGAAAUGGGGGCUUCAGGCAAAUGGAUUAAGACAUUGAUAGGGAUGAAGAAACCUGGAAAAGGUGACCAGGAAGGGUGGUGUGAUAGUAGAGGAACACUUGAAGAAGUCAAGUCUAAGAUACAAAUGAGGAAAGAGGGAGCUUUCAAGAGAGAGAGGGCACUUGCAUACUCUCUAGUUCACAAGUGGAAAUCAAGCCAGAGUCCCACAUUGAAAAACAUUAAUGGAUUUGACAAGAACAAUUGGAGCUGGCUCGAAAGGUGGAUGGUUGCGAAGCCUUGGGAAAAUCGACUAAUGGCUCAAAAUAACGAUAAUAUCAGCAAAUCCUUAGCCCAAUCGAGUUUAUCGACUUUGCACGAACCGAAUUUGGUUAAAGUAACUAAAAACAUCAUCACCAAGAAAAUAUAUGUAAAUCCUCCUCCAUUUAUUAUCAGUUCUCAUCAUGCCACUCACUCAUCCUCGAGCCCGAGUUCGGAUUUCUCAUCCUCGUUUUUCACGAACACUUACUCGGAUAAAACGGAGGACAGCAACACGAGCAGGCCGAACUACAUGAGCUUGACGGAGGCGACUAGGGCAAAGCAGAGGAUCGCGGCCCGCCAGAGGCAGCCGUCAAUGGACGAGUUUCAGUUUGUGAAGAAGUCCGGUGGUCGAAACGAGGGUGGCUCGGAAUCUUGUGUGGCGGUUAAUAAGUCGAGGAUUCUUUGCGUGCCGGCAAGGAAUUANAAUGAUUUGAUUUUUUUUUUCUUUUGAUUUGGUAUUUCCUAUGGUGAAGGAAUGACUUUAUUCUGGUGGUGGAAUGCUUUUUUGAUUCACUUGGCAAUGGUAAGUGGUGUUUGAUUUAAUUCACGUUGUGUGGUAAACAUCUUUAUGUAACUUUCAUUAUUUUUA